Messenger RNA from Striga hermonthica, 1422 nucleotides. The record is from the annotation of a GenBank genome assembly. NCBI's taxonomy places the organism in Eukaryota, Viridiplantae, Streptophyta, Magnoliopsida, Lamiales, Orobanchaceae.
AUGCACGGUGCGGUCCCUUCCGGGGCAUCUGUUUUGGGGUUCUUGUGGCGUGGCUCGUUGAGACUUCUCCCUAGGCGUCCUCCCUCGGUUGACAGUUCGAGAGCUCAGAUCUUGGCUGAGGCUUUCUCUUCACCAGCUCUGACUAGCCACUUAUUGUUGGAGUUUUUGGAUAUGGGGUAUGGCUCUGUAGGUCUCCUUAGCUUUGUAGCGUGUAGUAUGAUUGUUGCAGAUUUUAUUUCUGGUGCUUGUCUUAGUAGCUGUUGCGGUUGCUUGCGUGAAGUUGGGGAUGUUGUAUUGUAUUGUAGGCUUUCGAGAAGCACUGCUCGGAGAACCCGGCUGCAACCCCUCAAGUGUUCCCUCAUCGGCCAGCAGCAAAUUGAGGAUGAAAUUUCCAAAACGACGCCGUUCACGGAGGAAGAAAACGCACUGAUCGACGCUUUGAUCGGAAUCCAAGGCCGCGGCCGCUCCGCCUCCUCGGCGCAACUCCAGGAAGUUGAAAGGGCCGUCCAGAAAUUAGAAGAUUUAAAGGGUGUCCCUGAUCCAACAGGAUCGAGCUUCAUCGAAGGACGUUGGCAGUUAAUGUUCACCACAAGACCUGCAACAGCUUCCCCAAUUCAGAGGACAUUUGUUGGGGUUGACGCUUUCAGUGUGUUCCAGGAAGUGUAUCUUCAAACUGAUGAUCCACGGGUCUCGAAUAUCGUAAAGUUUUCGGAUACAAUUGGUGAGCUGCAAGUUGAGGCAGUGGCAUCAAUCGAAGACGGGAAAAGGAUCCUCUUCCGGUUUGACAGGGCUGCCUUCUCGUUUAAAUUCCUUCCAUUCAAAGUUCCAUAUCCGGUGCCUUUUAGACUUCUUGGAGAUGAGGCAAAGGGCUGGUUGGACACUACUUACUUGUCUCAAUCUGGAAAAAUACGUAUAUCACGUGGAAACAAGGGAUCGACAUUUGUGCUGCAAAAGGAAACUGAACCAAGACAGAGAUUGCUAUCAGUCAUUUCUAAUGGUAGUGAUGUGAGAAAGGGUAUUGAUGAGUUUAUCACGUUAAAUCGAAAUGCGGCUAAAGGUGAAAUGGAACUUUUGGAAGGAGAGUGGCUAAUGAUAUGGAGUUCACAGGAAGAAACAGAAAGUUGGUUAGAGAAUGCUGCAAAAGGUUUAAUGGGAAAGCAGAUUAUUCGGCCAAAUGGCGGCAUGAAGUUCCUGGUCGAUAUUUUGUUAGGUUUCAAAUUCUCCAUGACUGGAAAAUAUGUGAAAUCUGGGAUCAACACGUAUGAUAUCACGAUGGACGAUGCAGCCAUAGUGGCUGGUCCGUAUGGGCUUCCAGCUGAAUUGGAGACCAAGUUCACACUUGAACUUCUAUAUACGGAUGAAAAGAUAAGAAUCAGUCGCGGGUAUAACAAGAUUAUUUUCGUCCAUGUCCGUGUCGAUUGA